AUGAAUAAUCAGACGUCCAACUUCCUAUCAGUGGACUUUAAGAAAACAGAAAGUGUCCCCGUCUCGUCGUCUUUAAGGAACUACAUUGCCCAGGCAAGUAGAGACGGCAACGAUAUUGACAGUUUGAUCAUCGACGACAAUGCUCUAUUCACUUUGACAAGUAGUAAAGAAGCAUACAGUGAAGAUCCUGAAGUUUAUCUCGACGAUUUUCGCUCCCUGGAUAAUUUAAGAAAUGAGAUUAUAACACUAGAGUCUCACUCGGCCUCCUUGGCUAGACUACAAAAAUAUUAUGGUCAAAUCAUCUAUUUGGGCGCAAAGUUUCCCAUCAACGAGAACUCGAUUCGAAUAUGCUUUCCGUGGUAUUGUGUCUUUGGGAAGGAACGCAGAUCAAUCUCGUCAUUCAGUUUAUCAUACGAACGAGCUUGCAUUCUCUUCAAUAUGGGAUCCCUGUAUUCUCAAUUGGGAUUGGCAGAGUCAAGGCAAACGUCAGAAGGGCUGAAGAGGAGUGCAUUAUAUUACCAAAGUGCAGCUGGCGUAUUCAAAGCCAUUCAAGAUCAAAUCGCAAAUGGAGAGCUCAAAGUUCCAUUUUGCCCUGAUUUCCAAAACACUACUCUUACUGCUUUGAUGAACUUGAUGCUCGCUCAAGCACAAGAGUCGUUUUGGCAGAAGGCUGUUGGAGACAAAAAAACAGAUGCCACAAUAGCCAAAUUAGCAGCCAAAGUCUCUGAUUUCUAUGACGCAGCUCACUUCUCUGCAGUCGCAUCAGCCGUGUUCUCACAACAGUGGAUUAUACAUGUGCAAGUCAAAUCACUGCACUUUAAUGCCGCAGCUCAAUUCAGAAGAGGAUGUGAAGCAUUAGCUGCUGGUAAAUAUGGAGAAGAGAUUGCGAGGUUACAAAUUGCUGAAGGACAUGUCAAGAAGGCCAUGGAAUAUCAGAAGCAAAUGGCUCCUGCAGUGUUGAAUGAUCUCAAGGGCCUUGCUGCUGUACUGCAAAGCAAUCUACAAAGAGCCGAAAAGGAUAACAAUAUUAUAUACCUCGAUAUCAUACCCAAAACUGAUGCUCUAGCUGCAAUAGCACGUGCCGAAAUGGUAGCUCCAACGUCUCCUCCGGAUUUGGGUAGUAUGAGUGAAGUUGUUGGGCAGCCAUUCUUUGCCAAGCUCGUGCCAUUCGCAGUGCACCAAGCGGUAUCAUUAUAUUCAAGCCAAAAGGAGAAUCUUGUCAAUGGUGAAGCAGAUAGAGCAAAGGAAGCAACUGCUACAUGCCACAGCACAUUGCAAUCACUCAAUCUGCCUGGCGCUAUUGAGGCUUUGGAACAGCCAAUAGGUAUACCACCUGCUGUUUUGCAACGCUCAGAAGAGGUUCGAAAAAGCGGUGGUGUAUCAGGGUUACAGUCAACUUAUGAGACAGUGCUAGCACUAUCUGUCGCAGAUGUCGCGUUGCUAGACGAGGCUAUGAAAGCGCUCGAUAAUGAAGCCAAAGAAGACGAUGAAGCUCGUCACCAAUUUGGAAAAGAUCGCUGGACACGAACACCUUCCAGAGAUUUGACAGGCAAUCUCCGAGACACAGCUCGCUUAUACCGUGAAAAGCUCGACAUGGCUCGCAAAUCAGACAUGGUUGUCAGAACCAAGAUUGACAACAAUUUUGCAGUCAUGACCUCCUUGUCAUCAUCGCGAGAUGAGCUAGAAGCUGCCAUACCUUCUAGCAAAGUAUCGACGACGGUAGCUUUAACAGAUCCAACAGUCAAGGAAGUUAAAGCUCUCUUGGCUCAAUUGAAUGAUAUUAUAAAGAGGAGGGCUGUGUUGGUUGAGGAUAUCAAGAAACUUUCCAAGGAUGAUGAUGUUGCUCCCAAACUCAUGGAAGCUACUAGCAAACAAGAGCAAGUAGACAAUGAAGCAUUGUUCGCUCAACAGCUGAAAAAGUAUGACCCACUAGUGUCACAGAUAAAACAGUCUAUACUAGAGCAAACCAAGCUAUUGGAAGAUGUCAGAGUUGCUCACAAACGAUUCAUGGAUUCCAGACAAACAAAUGACAUGAUAAAGCAACGUGAAAGUGCCUUGAAUAAUUUAGAGGCUGCUUAUCGAACAUUCAAAGAGAUUUCUGGCAAUUUGCAAGAAGGAAUCAAGUUCUAUACAGAUAUACAACUAGCAUUGACAAGAUUCAAGGACAACUGCACAGACUUCGUUUAUGCUAGGAGCCUUGAUCGCAGAGAUAACCUGACCGCCAUACAAAAUGCUAUAGCUGGUUUAUCAGUAUCAUCCACAUCAGACCAGCAUCCUCUACCUCUACCACCGCGACCAGGAACGAGUAGUAGUAGUGGUAGCAGUGGAAAUAGAACCCCGCCAGGUGGUCAUCAACCUGGCGUUUGGCAACCAGGUACAGCAUUGAAUUAUGGUACUUCGUCUCCUGCACCUCAGCCAGGAGUCUGGCAGCCUGGUUCAGCAUUGAAUUACGGCCCGCCUAGUGCACCACCAUAUCAGCCACAACAAAACCUGCCUGGUGGGUUCUCAUACUCGAAUAAUCCACCACGACCUGGUCAAUACUCGCCUUAUAACCCAUAG
Messenger RNA from Synchytrium microbalum, 2559 nucleotides. RefSeq lists its product as uncharacterized. The transcript is spliced from 14 exons. The coding region runs from base 1 to 2559 and encodes 852 amino acids. Lineage: Eukaryota; Fungi; Chytridiomycota; Chytridiomycetes; Synchytriales; Synchytriaceae. Gene Ontology annotation, molecular function: protein binding. The record is from RefSeq and is a predicted model, not a curated record. Gene Ontology annotation, cellular component: endosome.